Trichechus manatus latirostris (Florida manatee) is the source of this 7628-nucleotide messenger RNA. RefSeq names its product WD repeat domain 37 (gene WDR37). The transcript has 14 exons. NCBI's taxonomy places the organism in Eukaryota, Metazoa, Chordata, Mammalia, Sirenia, Trichechidae. The coding region runs from base 3186 to 4676 and encodes 496 amino acids. The record is from RefSeq and is a predicted model, not a curated record. Gene Ontology annotation, molecular function: protein binding.
UUUCUUGACUGUUGCUUCACAUGGGUGUUGAUUGAUGGAUCCAAGUAAAAUGAAAUCCUUUACAUUUUUAACAUUUAUUGAACAUUUAUGAUGUGGCAGGCAUUGCACUAGGCACUUUUUAUUUACUGAUCCAUUUAAGCCUCACAACAACUCUGUGGUAGUUCUUUAUCCUUAGGUAGACCUGCCAAUCCACUGACUUUCCUCCAGUAUCUCUCUAUUAAAUCUUGUGUGUCUUCACUUCCUUCCUUGCCUAGCUUAGAUUCCAUGACCCAUCAUUUCAGUCUUCCUUUUACAAAUACCUGGAACUCACUCACCCUUGUUUUCACGAAAUCAACCUGACAAGAUUAUUGUUAUUUGAUAAAUCAAACUUUAAAUAAGAAUUAUACCAAUAUUGAUGCAUGACCUGAGAUGAAGACAACAGUACGUACCUGUAGCUUUAAAAUACUUUCGUUCUUGGACCAAGGACUAAUUCUCUGUGUUGGAUCUGGUGUUGGAUCUGGUGUGAAAGGACGGAGGUGGUGUAGGGCCAGUAAAGACUACUUGGGAAGAAGGUAGAAGAUAUGAAUGAAGAGACAGGAGUAAAAAUUAAAAACUUGUAGGAAGGAAAAAAUUGUGACAAAGAGAAAGAGUAACAACAGAAAAAAAAAUUUAAAAGCAAGCAGAAGAACUAGAGAAACCUAAAGAACUAAUUUUGGUAGACUAUUGGUAGGUGAACUGUAGCUAAAGAAAUAAUAGGAAGAGGCAGACCUUGAUUUAGACAGAUAAUAUUUUAGUGUUAAUAACACCUUAUAUGGCAUAGACAUUAUUAUUUAAGAUAUGACUUAACAGUUUUAGAAAGUUACUGAAAGAUAAAAUGAUUUAGUAUGAAAAACUUCCAUUUUAUGCCACACUUUGGGGAAAAUAAUUGUUUGAAAUGUAUAUAUUUGGUUGGAAGUUGGAUGACUGGAAAAAGAUUACCAGUGUAUUGACCAAUGUUUUGUGAUGUGACAAAAGCAAGAACAGUUAAGCAAAGCCAAAAAUAUCAACAUGUAGUUCAUGGGGAUGAAGGGAGGGUGGUUAAGGACUCAGUGGAAGGCAGACUGUGAGGAUUUUUAAAAUUAAUAGUUAAGAAGAUUUAUUAUACAGUGACUAAAAAAGCCAGUGUUGUAACACUUAAGAAAAAUUCAGUGAUCCAAAGCCUAUGACUUUGACUUGAAAGGAGGGUUGUUAUUGCCAUUUUUGCAUUUUAUAUAACCAGAGUUCUAGAAUCUUCUAAAUGUAUUGCUUAUCCAGCUUAUAUUUAUCAAAAUGUUUCUACUGAUGAGGUUCUUAAGAGGGGAAAAGGAAGCCCUUUACCUGUUUAUUUCCUUGAUUUAAAUGUCUGAAGACCAAGUCUCCUUUGUUCUCGGAGGCCAUAUCAGAACCGCUUUCACAGGGUUUUAAUAUUUCAUUUCCUUUACAAACCAUACUUUGUAAACUAUGAGGUAACUUAAUUUGGUAAAUUACUCUGUUAAUUAUUUUGACAACUGAAGUGCUUUAUGAAGUUACUAAUUUACUAUGUGUAAUCACUGAAGAAAAGAAUUACAUUUGCUUUUGUAUAUUUUUGUGAAGGAUAUAAUUUCUGGAAAGAUUUCAUUGAGUCAGUUUAAUUUAUUGACCAAUUUUGUAUAUAGCACAGCUAUAUUCAAGUCAGUGGGAUCAUGUGAAUUUAACAGUACAGAUCUGUUAAAUUCAAAUUUGUUAAAUAUAGUAGUAUUAUUAUCUUUUUUUGGUCUAUGUAAAUUUAUACUAAUUACAGAUUCUGCCAUUGUGAGUUUUCUUUUAUGCCAUUAUUCUAGCCAUUUCCAAUUUUUACAGGUCUAAUUUUUCAGAAUGAAAUUUCAUCAUAAGGUUAAUUUUUCCAUGUUCCAUUUUAGGGGCUGCCAGUUUUAUUUUGGGUUGGUUAUUUCUACCAGAAUAUUCAUUAUGAACUUUAAAAAAAAACCUUUUUAAAAAACCAGUUUGUGUAGAGUCAAUUCCAACUCAUGGUAACCGCAUGUCAGAGUAGAACUAUGCUCCAUAGGGUUUUCAAUGGCUGAUUUUUUGGAAGUAGAUCACCAGGCCUUUCUUCUGAGGUGCCUCUGGGUGGACUUGAACCUCUAACCUUUCAGUUAGUAGCUGAGCGCUUUAACUGCUCCACUCAGGGACUCCAAAAUAAGACCUAUAUAUACGUAAUUGGAGACACAAUAGAUGAUCCUUGGCUUUGCACUGAAGAAAAGGUGGAAUAAACAUACUUUUCCUUGUUCUUCCCACUAAAUACAGAUAAAAGCACUGAACAUUAUAUAUAAAACAAACAUAAAACUCAGAAAGGUAGAAAGUAGAAAGUAGUUGGGCUAGGUACCUUGAGACCUGAGAAACGAUACAGUGGAGAGUUCCCUGGGUUUUAUUUCUGUCUUAUAUAUCCCAGACUUAGUGCUGAAGAAGCCAGCAACCCUGAAACACCAAAGGGUGCAGACAUAGCCCCAAGAAAAGUCUGUUCUUUUUAGCCAAAAAUCCAGAAAAGAAACAUCUUAGCAGAAAACUUUUAGACAAUAACUGCUUAACUGCAGCCAAACACCUUAAUAAAAAUUGUAGCAUCUACUCUCAACCAUGCAAGCAAAUUCUUAGUGGGGAAUCUAGAUUUUCACCCUUGGAAGGCUGUAAAGAGGCACCCCUCUCUGCUGGGGUGGUAUCCCAGCUGAGUGAAAUAAUGACUGAAAAUUUCCUAAAUUUAGCAAAAGGCAUAAACCUACAAGUUCAAGAAACUGAGCAGACUCCAAACAGGGUCACCUCAGACCCACGCAUCAUAGUGAAACCUCUGAAAACUACAGACAAGGAAAAAAUCUUGAAAGCAGUGAGAAUCAACACUUUAAUUUGAUUAGGUAAAACAAUUUGAAUGACAGUGGAUUUCUCAUCAGAAACCAUGGAGGCCAGAAGGAAGUGGCUCUGCAUUGUUCAAGUGCUGAAGGAAAAGAAAUGUCAACUCAAAAUUCUACGUCAAGGGAAAACACACUUCAGAUGAUUUGUCGCCAGCAGACGUGCUCUAAGAGAAUAGCUGAAAGAAGUUCUUUAAAUAAAAAGAAUUGAUAAAAAGGACUCUGAAAACAUCAGGAAGGAAGAAAGAACAGUGGAAAGAGCAAAAAUAAUGCUUAUUGCAGGAGUGUCCAGGACAUUAUCUUCUAGAAGUAAUGCCCACAGAAAGCGGAAGUUGUUCAGCUGCUCGCCAAGCAAAACAAAAACGCAAAUCACAUAGCCUUUCUAUAAGAAGAACUAACAGCUCAGAACAGGAAAGGACGGGACUUCCAAGAGAAAUGUUAGAAGGACAAGAUUCUAAAUUGCCUUCCUCGGUUCGUAGUACACUGUUGGAACUGUUUGGUCAAAUAGAAAGAGAAUUUGAAAACCUUUAUAUUGAAAACUUAGAAUUGCGUAGAGAAAUCGAUACUCUUAAUGAACGUUUAGCUGCUGAAGGACAAGGAAUUGAUGGAGCAGAACUGAGUAAGGGCCAGCUCAAAACAAAAGCCAGUCAUAGUACCAGUCAGCUUUCUCAGAAAUUAAAGACCACUUACAAAGCUUCUACUAGCAAGAUUGUUUCCAGCUUUAAGACUACAACAUCAAGGGCAAUCUGCCAGCUUGUGAAGGAGUAUAUUGGUCACAGGGAUGGAAUCUGGGAUGUGAGUGUUGCAAGGACACAGCCAGUGGUGCUGGGAACUGCAUCUGCUGAUCACACGGCUUUGCUGUGGAGUAUAGAAACAGGAAAGUGCCUUGUCAAAUAUUCAGGUCAUGUUGGAUCAGUAAAUUCUAUAAAAUUUCAUCCCUCGGAGCAGUUGGCUCUCACUGCUUCUGGAGAUCAGACUGCUCAUAUUUGGAGAUAUAUGGUACAACUGCCUGUACCCCAGCCAAUUGCGGAUACUAGUCAACAAAUAUCUGGAGAAGAUGAAGUAGAGUUUUCUGAUAAAGAUGAACCUGAUGGAGAUGGAGAUGUUUCCAGUGAUUGCCCUACCAUUCGAGUUCCUCUGACAUCUCUUAAAAGCCACCAAGGAGUGGUCAUAGCAGCCGAUUGGUUGGUUGGAGGGAAGCAGGCAGUGACAGCCUCCUGGGACAGAACCGCGAAUCUGUAUGACGUGGAGACAUCUGAACUUGUACAUUCUCUGACUGGACAUGAUCAAGAAUUAACACAUUGUUGUACACAUCCCAACCAGCGACUUGUGGUAACAUCAUCUCGAGACACAACUUUCCGUCUUUGGGAUUUCAGGGAUCCUUCAAUCCAUUCUGUGAAUGUUUUUCAGGGUCACACAGACACUGUGACCUCCGCUGUGUUUACUGUGGGAGAUAAUGUUGUUUCAGGCAGUGAUGACCGCACUGUGAAAGUUUGGGAUUUAAAAAAUAUGAGAUCUCCAAUUGCAACUAUUCGUACAGACUCUGCCAUUAACAGGAUUAAUGUAUGUGUUGGCCAAAAAAUCAUUGCCCUUCCACAUGACAACCGACAAGUUAGAUUAUUUGAUAUGUCAGGAGUGCGAUUAGCAAGGCUUCCUCGAAGCAAUAGACAGGGCCAUAGAAGAAUGGUAUGCUGCUCAGCUUGGAGUGAAGACCACCCCAUCUGCAAUCUGUUUACUUGUGGGUUUGAUAGGCAAGCCAUUGGCUGGAACAUAAACAUCCCUGCAUUGUUACAAGAAAAAUAAGAGAGCUGAUAUUCCUUUGUUUCAUUGUUUGCCAUGGGCCUUUAACUGGUGCAGACUUUUCUGCAUAACAAUCUGCCAUUUUUGUGAGAGUUUGAGUGCUUUAUAUAUUCUUUUCACAUUGUACCCAGUUUGCAUGAAAUGUACAGAAAAAUGUGUGAUCAUAUUUUUUCCUUAUUUUUGUCUUGUGUAUGACCUUUUGUAUAUUGACGUCUUCUAGUCAGUAGAAAUGAAGUUCACUUCCCAUGUAGCACUUCAAAUGCUCAUGAGUCAUUCAGCGUUUGACAGAUGAACAUUAGGGCAUUACAUUUGUGUGAAUCAAAUGUGAAACCUAUAUACUUAUUAUGAGGAAUAUAGUAGUCUGUUGCAUUUUCUGGAAUAAUUAUACAUAUCUACCUUGUGUUGAAAAGAUUGCAGAGCUAAAUUUGAGUUGGAUAAUGAAUGGUAGUGAUGAUCAAAGAUUUCAUGUUUACCUUCCCUAUGAAGUUUUAGCAUAUGCCAUUGUGUAAUCAACUUCAACUCUAAUUUCUAUUAUAGUUGUGUAAAAAUAACCUGGAUUUCAUAAGUUUAAAAGAAAAAUAGCAUAGAAUGUUGAGUUUCCAACAUUUGGAGAGUUUCUUUUGAAAAGAAAAAAUUUUCUGCUCUUUUUAUAGAAAAUCAUUUCAAUCUCCUACAGUCUCAUAUUAGCAAAUUCUAAAAUAUAAUGAUUCUAAUCACUGAAAUAUAUUGCAGUAAAAGUUAAAGCACUUUAGUUUAUAGCUAUGGUUAUAAACAGUUUAUAAAAGUUUCAAAUGACUUAUCCAUUGAAUGUGACUUGACCUUUGUAAGAAGGACCUGCUACCUGAAACAAAAUCUUAUUUAUUUUCUACACCUUUGGUUUGCAUAUUUCUAAAUGAGUUCACUUCCUUGGUGGUAUUUGAGAGCCAACAAUGCAAAUAAAUGAGUACUACCUCGACAAUAAAUGUAUUUGGAAAGCUUUGGAGUUUCACUGUUGCCUAGUUAAAGCACUUUUGAUUUAUAGCUGGAAUAUUGACUUCAGUUUAGAAGGCAAGAAAGACAAUCACAACAAAUGUAUCCUGAUGGUAAAAGGUUCAUCAGUUAGGCUAAUAAGGUCACAACCACAACAAGUUUAAGUCAUAGGUCACAAGAUGCUCUUGUCUUCAGUAGCUGGGACACCUGUCAGUGCCAGUCCUACUAUUGUGUACACAAGCCUACUCUUGCCUUCUUAGAAGUUACUGUUCAUCUGAUACUUGUCAGUUAAUGUUUCUUAUUGAUUUACAGUUUUGAUAAAGAGACAUCUCAGUAUAUUGCCCCUCGUAUUCUUAACCCUUUAAAUAUGUUCAUUUGGAGACUGAUCACUUGGAGAGGCACAAGAAGGUGAUGUUUAAAACUAUCAUGAAUGCCCUCCCCCUCCACUUCACUGUGUUUUCUCAUGUCAGUGGUGACACAGGAGGUUACAGGAGCUGGUGAUUGGUAGAAGCCAUUUGGUAAGGUGUAGUAUUAAAUAGAACUUUCAAGGUGUCCGUCAGUGGAGCUUAGCAAGAGUGAAAAACUGCCUUAUUUAUUGGCACAUUUUGCUUAAGUCAUGUAGUAGCUAAUACUAGGAAUUUAGGAGCUAAAGCAUUCGAAUAAUUCUGAACUGAUUUGUACAGGACUGGAAGGGAAGAAGGGACCCAAAAUAACCAAUACAGAGUAGAGGUUGCUAACUACGGGGCAAACAACACGUGUUUUAGAGUAAUUUUAUUUUUAAAGCUCAGAAUGUUGUAUUUCUAAAGUCUGACAUUUUAUGGUCACCGACCACAGUUUUUGAGAACUGAAGUCAAGCUUGCCACUAAGAUGGAUUAGAAUUUCACUUUCAGCCACUGCUCUUCUAAGUGUGUUUUGCUUGAUGGAGUUCUGUGCUAUUAUCAAGAUACUUGCUGUGGCCUAAUUUUAUCUUAUAAUGAACUGUCUUAUUGCCAUGUCUCCUCUCAUUUCACUGCUGUUCAAAGGAAUGAGCAUAAGAUGACUUCUGAAUGAGAAACUGCAGAAACCAUGUUCUUAGGUUUGUUGUUUCAUCUUAUUUGGAAAGUUCAGGUACCUUAGAAGCAUUGUUAGGAACAUUAAAAAAGCGUAGACAAAUAACGAAGUCAAACUUAAAAACUAAAUUAUCUGCAAGAUUUUAAAAUUUUGUGAAGCUUUUAAAAAUAUAUAUAUUCAUGAUGGCCAUUUAGUUCUGUGCAGACUACCCUUCACUGCCGAUAGCUGCUCCCCUUCCUGUCACCAACUAGAGGGACCAACCUCUGACGCCAGAAAUGAGUCUCUUCACUCAUUUUCACUGCGGGUGGACAAACCCUAAUGGUGCUAGAGCAGAGUUCUCAGGAGCAGGAUGAUAUUUACUGUUAAUUACUAUGUCAUCUUCUAACUUGAUUUUAUUCAAUUGCUACUUGUGGCCAUGUAUGUUAUUUUCAGCAAGUCAUAAAGGAGAUUGGGAAUAGUGAUUUUUUUUGUGUGUGUGUGUAUGUGUGUGGCUACAAUUACGUCACGUUAUCAGUCACAUGUGAUAUCAUUUGAAAUAGUGUUUUGAAACGGGAACAGUUUUGUCCUAUAUGCUGACUCAUCCAGAAUCUCAUUUAAUAAUGGAAGGAAAAUGUGUGGUAAUUGAAAAAUGUGUAUUGAUACAGAAUUUCAUUUGAGAUACAUUGUUUGAGACAAAGCAACAUUCUUUUUCUCAGCCACUGCACAUCAAUUUUUGUAAAGUCUAAAUUCUGUAUAUAUUUUGGGAUCUGAAGAAUCCUUUGUAAAUCAUUUGUUGCUUAAAUCUGUGAAAAGUAAGUUUCUUUGGGAGAAAAAGUAUGCAUUUAUAAGUCUUAAGUGGAAUUAGUUGUUUUUAUUGUAUUGAUGUAAUUGUUUUUUAAGUGUUCAGUGUCUUCAUUGCAAUAUGAAAUUCAUUAAAACAUCCAUGUUCCAUAAUUA